This is a messenger RNA of Drosophila rhopaloa, 3569 nucleotides long. RefSeq lists its product as uncharacterized. Lineage: Eukaryota; Metazoa; Arthropoda; Insecta; Diptera; Drosophilidae. The transcript has 2 exons. The record is from RefSeq and is a predicted model, not a curated record. The coding region runs from base 100 to 3312 and encodes 1070 amino acids.
AUCGUUGAUUGGUGAACUCAGAUCGCAGAUUGCCAAUUUCAUCAGUUCGAGCGGCAAGACAAGAGAACGUAAUUCAGUCACACAUCACCGAUCGUCGCCAUGGGCUGCUCCUGGUCGCGACCCGAGCCGGUGGACUCCAGUGCCACGCCCAAUGCUCUGCAGGCGGGCAUUCCCGCCCAGCGCCACCAGCGCCGGCGGCGCCAGGAGGAGAAGCGUCUGCGCCAGCUCCAGAAGCUGCAGAAACGCAAUGCUCGAAAGCGUCGCCGCAAGAGAGGCUCCAGAUCCAAAUCCGGAUCCGAUCCUGGCGGACCAAUUUCGGGUUCCAUUCAGAGGCGCCGCCUCAGUGCACAAGCGAAUCCCGAUCUCGCCCUGCAACUGCGUCUGCUGGGGGGCAGCAAUGGCAGCAGUGCCACCGAGUGCGUGAGUGCCCUGUAUGCCAGGACAUUGGAGCAGCAGCGCGAGGAGUUCCAGCGGACGGUGGAGCAGAGGACCCUGCACCAGUUGGACCGGGAGCUGCACACCUUCCUGCUGAACCAACUGCUCCUAGGCGUCCAGUUCUUCGGCCACUUCGAGGCCGAGAUGGGGGUGGUCGAUGCCCACCUGUUGGCCAGGCGGCGUAACUGCUCCGCCGAGAACCUGGCCGAGCACAGCCUGAUCCAGAGCAGCGCCAUCGACGCGGCUGUCGCAAGGAACCUGCUCUUCCAGCCAGCAUCCUCGAAGUCACCGCCACAGCCUCUGCAGAAGCCCCUAACCUAUGUGGUCUUCGAGAACGUGGACGUGGCCCGACCCCACGACGCCAACUAUGACACCGUGGCGGCGCUGUGCAAGGUGCUCCUGGAGACGGACUACUACAGCACCACGCCCUGUCGCUCCGAGUUCGUCAAGCUGAUGGAGAUCACCCGCUGGAUGGGCUAUGUGCGGCUCAAGCUGCGCGAGCAGACACCGAAUCCUCCGGCGGACAGCGGAUGCAGCUCCCCCCUGCCGGCCAGCAGCGAUGAGGAGGGCAUCAAUGCGGAUGCCUGCUCCUCAUCCUCGGGCUACAGUUCGGGGGACUACGACUAUGUGUACCUGGCCAGGUUGAAUACGCCGCGUCCGCUGGAGGAGUUGCGACUUGGUGGGAAGCUUGAUCUAAAGAGGAACGUCCUGCCGGAGAGCUGCAUCCGGCGACUGGCCAACUGCCUGCCCCCCUGGCUGGAGCAAACCGACGACGAGGCGUCCUCUUGCGCCUCCAGCAGCGAGGAGGAGCAGGAGGAGGAGGAGGAGGAGGAGGAGGAGCACGAACACGAGCAUAGAGGGGAUCACAAGUACCCACCGGCUGGCUAUGAGACCGUCCAGGUGCUACGCCAGUGCCAGGUGGAGCAACUGCAGCAGUGCUACCUCAGUUCGCAGCAGUUCAUGCUGUAUUUCGGGGAACUGCUCCGCCAGCACUUGGCCGGCCAGCUGGGCAUCAGCCAGUCCCAACUGGCCGCCGGCUCCUAUCGCGGCUGCAGUGUUUACACCGCACGCGAGGAGCUGGUGCCCGCCAUCCAUGUGCCCAACUCCUGGCCAGACUGCGCCUUCGAGUUCUGGCUGAGGGCCCGUCCGCGCCUGACCAACAUCCACACCGCCGAGCAGUUCCAAUGGCCCACGGAGCAGAUGAAGAAGCGCAUCCGAUCCUUUGGCUUCCAUGUGGUCCCAGUGGGCUAUGCCCCGAAGCACUCGCGCAAUCCCUUCAGGGAGCUGGAGUGGCGCAUUGUCUUCCCGCAGGCGGAGCAGUUCCUCGAGCGCCACUGCCUGACGCCCAUGCAACUGAAGGUCUUCCAGCUGAUGAAGCUGCUGGUCAAGACCUUCGUGGAGGACACCUCUUCCGCCGGCCAAUCGCCGGAGGCCCUGCUCGAGCAGCUGAGGGCCCACCUGUUCUGGCAAUGUGAGGGGCACAGCAAUGACUGGCCGGAGGAGUUCCUGGGCGAGCGCCUGGUUCGGUUCAUCCGCUCGUUCGACGCCUGUUUGGCCAGGAAACACCUGAGCGACUACUUCAUCGAGCGGCGGAAUCUCUUCGAGCACGUUCCGGAGGACACGCUGAUGAAACUGCGCACCAUAAUGGCUGGCAUUGCGGAGCAGCCGCUGCUGCAUGUCGUCCAGGCCUUGAGAAACCUCCGACAUGCCCCGGAUUUCUAUCCGCAGCUGGACCACAAGCGGCUGUUGGACAAUCUCUUCAGCCAGGACUACCUGGAGCUGCAUGCGUGGGGCAAGUUUUCGCGUCCCCGCCAGGGAUUUCCCGCCCAGGAGAACCGGGAGGAUGACCAGGAGCAGCAGCUGGAGAGCGGAAAGGAGGACAUCACCGAUGCCCGGGGUCUUUUGGGAUUGGCCCAGCAUCAAGAGCGUUCGAGGGGAAAGCUGCGCAGGAAGACACAGCUCCUGAAGGCCACCAACCAGCAGCUCCAGCUCUCGGUGGCGGAACAAAGACGCUCCUCGCUGGACUUUCUGGACCUCCAACUGCUCCUCACGCGGCCCAAUCCUGAGGCUGCCAGCCAGGACACGGCCAAACCGCAACUCAACAACGGCUUGGAGAUCUUGCGACGCAGCAAUCUGCUCGAGCUGCUGCUGGAUCACCUGCUGGCCAUGUUGGCCCACGCCACUCGCCUCGGCAAUCGGGGACAUGCCCAGCUUUACCUGGAGCAGGGCCAGAGGUUGUGUCGCCUCUAUCAGCACCUCGGUUGCUCCCAGCAGGCGCAGCACUUCAUCCAGGAACUUCAAGAGGCAGCCAGUAGAAUAGAGGUCAUGUCUAGAACGCCUUUGCCAAACAGAGCAGGAGGAAGUCCUCCGCUGGAGGACGAAUCCCCGCCGGUGCGGAGAAAGUCCAUCAAGUUCCAGGAGCAUGUGGUGCAAAUACACUCACCAGAUCCGCUGGCGAGGCAGAAUCAUAUGUCCCAUCUUAAAACGCACAAACUCAAUGGGAUUCUAAGGGGGAAUCACUAUGAGGAGCAAAUAGAAACCCCACAGGAGGAAGACAACAAAAGCACAUUGCAGGAAAUACAAAUUGGCAUGGAGGAGCACACAAAAAGAGUGGAAACUAUGGAGGCCCCAAAAGAGGAUGAUAUAGAAAAUCAAACAAAAGAUGAAUCGGAAUCGGGAGGAACUCCCAAGGGGGAGACUCUUCUCUCGCUUAACGGAAUCCUCCAGAGACUCAAUCUAGAUACGGAUAAGAUGCAAAUGCUGAGCAGCAAGACGGAGCAGCUGGUCCAAAAAGUCGCUCCUUCUGAGGCCAAACGGGAUGAACUCAAAGAUAUCCUCAAGCGCAAGACGCAAAAGCUCAAGGGCGCCCUAAACUAAAGAUAAUACUUUAAAGAUUAGCCCCCGGGAGAUAUUGAUACAGAUAAACCAGGAGUGAUAAAGAACGCAAGAGAUAAGGAUGGGAUUUACUAGUUACAUAGGUCACAAACACUGUACAUAUGUUGAUAUUCUCUGAUUCUAGAACAUAUACUUGUAAUAACCAAUCUGGAAAUCUGAUGAUUCGCCCCAUGAUAGAAAUGUUAUUGAAUAUAUUUACUAAAUAUAAGUCAGGGACAAUAAAUACUGAAAAAUAAAUA